AUGAAAAGGCGUUUGCAUACCGCCAAAGACCAAAUACCCUUCAAGAGCUAUAAGGUUAGUUUAACCAAACUAGAUUUAUCCCACAAUCACCUGCACAACAUUUCCAUGGGAUUCUUUGACCAUUUCAAUAAUUUAAAAUCUUUAAAUUUGACUCACAACAGUAUUAUUUCUGUUUACGGAUUCACCGUAUUAAACGUUGAGUACUUAGGACUUGCUUAUAACAAAAUAAAAGAUUUUGACGAGAAAACUUUAAAAUCGUUUCCUCACUUAAAAACAAUAGCAUUGGACGAAAACGCAUGGAAUUGUAAAAUUCUAACUGGUGUAGUUCAAGAAUUACGUUCCAGAUUAAUUGUAAUUGAAAGGGGACAUGAACUUAAUGAAAGUAGUAAAGAUCAUUCAUCAGAGUUUGGAGUUUCGAGACUGCCUAAACCAGUUUCGGUAACCCUAACGGAAAUGCCAGUCGACCGCUCGUUCCAAAUUGCUGACGCCAUUGUUAUGGACCGUCACCUUUGUAAAGUCGACAAUUUGAUACAUUUAUUACUUUUUGGGGAAUGCCAAGAGACCCUAAGAGAAAUAGCGGGAGACCACCAAGUCUCCCUGGUCCCCGUCCAUAUGGGGGUAAGGAAAAAAGGAGAGACUGGAGAAGCCACGCAAAGAAAGCCUGAAAUCAGCACAUACAAAACUCAGAUGAAGCUGCUGGGGAGCAGAGACCAUGGACCGAGAGACCCUCAAGGGCUGCACAUAAACACAAUUAUGGGCUUCUGGAAGAAGACCGGUAUUAGAAGGUGGAACUAG
Molecule: messenger RNA, 795 nt
Organism: Brassicogethes aeneus
Lineage: Eukaryota; Metazoa; Arthropoda; Insecta; Coleoptera; Nitidulidae
Source: the annotation of a GenBank genome assembly